Messenger RNA from Telopea speciosissima, 1577 nucleotides. Its product is annotated as WD repeat-containing protein 25. The transcript is spliced from 4 exons. Gene Ontology annotation, molecular function: protein binding. Lineage: Eukaryota; Viridiplantae; Streptophyta; Magnoliopsida; Proteales; Proteaceae. The coding region runs from base 135 to 1424 and encodes 429 amino acids. The record is from RefSeq and is a predicted model, not a curated record.
GGAUUGAUUUCUUUUUCUCCUAUGUUCUACGAGAAGCACAUGCGCACUGCUAAUUUUUGGUAUAGAAGGCAAGCUAUCAGGUGAGGAUACUGCGUUAAAAUACAGCUAAUUCAGAAGUCUUAGGAUUCACGGCCAUGGAUGUUCUUCGCAAUACCUACUCAACUGCUUCGGACGACGAAUAUGAUGAUGAGAAAGUUGUAUUACCUCCAUCUAAGCGCUUCAGACCUGAAAAUCCAACCGUACAGAUCCAUUUGUCACCGGAAUUCCAUCCAUAUUGUCCUUCGAAACUUCCAAAAGAAGCUUCAGUUCCUGGGAGAUACGUUUCGAAGAGAGAACGAGCAUUGUCUGCAGUUUCUAGGGUUUCUGAUCCAAGUCCAUCCUCCAUGGUCAUCACAUCGCCUGUUGUGGGAAGUAUUUCCGAAUCAGAUGUACCAUGCGGAAUUUUGUCUUCAUUGAGGCGUCAAGCAAAGGGCCAUGCUCAGCUUGGCCAGAUUCCUCAAAGGCUGUCAAAAGUUCUACGCAGCCAUACCAAUGCUGUCAAUUCUAUACAAUGGUCUCCAACUCAUUCCCAUCUUCUUGCUUCCGCUGGAAUGGAUGACACUGUCUGUGUAUGGAAUGUGUGGAGCAGAAGUCAGCAAAAAGCACGUGUUUUCAAAUAUCAUAAUGCUGCAGUCAAGGAUGUGAAGUGGUCAGAGCAAGGUUUGUCUUUGCUUUCUUCUGGAUAUGACUGCUCGUCAAGGUUGGUUGAUGUUGAGAAGGGGAUAGAAACUCAACUUUUCAAAGAGGAUCAAAUUGUGGGGGUCAUAAAAUUCCAUCCAGACAACGGCAGUCUUUUUCUUUCUGGAGGGUCAAAAGGACUUAUUAGACUUUGGGAUACGCGAGUUGGCAAGGUUGUCCAGGAAUACAUUCGAGGACUGGGCCCAAUCCUAGAUAUAGAAUUCAGUCUUGAUGCCAAACAUUUCAUAUCUUCCAGUGAUGUUUCCAGAGGCAAUGUCAGUGAAAAUUCUAUUAUUGUUUGGGAUGUCCAGCGACAAAUACCUUUAUCAAACCAGGUUUAUGUGGAAGCCUUUACUUGUCCCUGUGUUAGGUAUCAUCCAUUUGAUCCACUUUUUGUUGCACAAUCCAAUGGUAACUACAUAGCCAUCUUCUCAUCCAAACCCCCUUUCAAGCUGGACAAGUACAGGAGGUAUGAGAGUCAUGGAGUUUCUGGGUUUCCCAUCAAGUGCAAUUUCUCCUUAGAUGGUGAGAGGCUUGCUUCGGGUUCCUCUGAUGGAUGCAUAUACUUCUACAACUAUAGAUCCUCCAAGCUCCUUUGUAAACUAAAGGCAUAUGAUCAGGCAUGUGUAGAUGUUGCUUUUCACCCCAUCAUACCCAAUGUCGUUGCUUCUUGCUGUUGGAAUGGAGAUGUUUCGGUGUUUGAGUGAUAUGCUGGCACAUUUUUGGCAACUUGGUUCUCUCACUGGCCUUUAUUUUGGGGCUUAGGCCUUUUAUAUCUCAGGCAAGCUUUUCUGUCACAGCACUUCCAAAUGCGAGGUAAAAAAUACUGUUAACAUCUGUUAUGGUCAUUUCUUUCAUUU